Molecule: messenger RNA, 2655 nt
Organism: Arthroderma uncinatum
Lineage: Eukaryota; Fungi; Ascomycota; Eurotiomycetes; Onygenales; Arthrodermataceae
Product: pheromone-regulated membrane protein 10
Exons: 1
Coding region: 1-2655 (884 amino acids)
Biological process (GO): transmembrane transport
Molecular function (GO): transmembrane transporter activity
Source: RefSeq, a predicted model, not a curated record
AUGGCGGACUGGCCUCGCCAGUCGUCACGCUCCCGCAACAGCCCUUUUACCUCGAGAAAUCAUGUUACCCCUAAUUCGCAGCCGCCAUCACAAGGCCAGACGCCGAUUAACUCCCCUCGACUCGGUCCGGCAAUCCAUGUCAGAGACAUGAGCAAUACAAGUGAUGUCAGUGACACCAGAGGACGUCCUUCCAACAGGGUCCAAUUCACUCUUGGCCCAGAGGGAUCCGACUCGAGUGUAGAAGAUAUUCCUCUUAGGGAUGAUUCAGAGAACUAUUAUGCUUCCGAACCUCAGAUCCCUGCCUUCGUCCACCGGCCUUCCCUCCCUACCUUUAAAUCUUCCGACUUCAUUCCCCUAUACUCCAAUCCAGGUCAAUAUUCAGCACAAUCCUCCCCAGCAGCAACACCUCCUGAUUCUCCCCUCAGUGGGCCCCAGAGAACUCCAGCCCCGAUAUUAACAUCCCAGCCACUCACUCAGUCGACGGAUGAUGAAUCGUCCAAGACUAAAAACAGAGCCAUUCAAUCAGCAUAUGAGAAGGCGCAAAAUCUAGCUUCGCAGGUUCGAAGGGCGUCAUACUUUCAUCGCCGCCGGAGAUCGGACGAGGAGUCGUUGUCGCACGAUCUAGGCCUACCCCAUCAUGAACGACGGCACACAUCAAUGUCCAUCGGACGAUCUAGGUCAGAACCCAAGGCCGCAAUUGAUCAUGAAAACGACCGGUCGCGACGGUUCACGUUACGUGCGGAAGAAGCGAAUGACAUCGUGAAUAACAUUCGUGCCAGAACAGAAAACAAGAGCAGGAGGCCUUAUUCUAUUGAUACUCAAUCGUCAGGCGGUGCCGAGUCCCCUCAUGGACCAUCUGGGCGGAGCAUCCUGACGGAUAUUCUUAGGCUUGGUCAGCUCCAAGACCCUUCUGGGAAUCGCGCACCCCAGCAGCAAAUGCCUACACCUCAAGGAGCCACUCCUCCUUUGUUGACACCCCCUAGUGGCCCUGGUUCAGGAAAGACAACGCCAGGACGAACCACGCCUCGCCCGAAGUGGUAUGAGAAGAACAAGAAUCCUUCUAUGCUAUCACUGCACACUCUCGGCUCAGAAGCUACAUUGACUGGAGAAGGUGGAGGGUCUGGAACCGCCGGACGGCCAGAGCUCAAACGAUCCCGAAGCAGUGGUCUAAUGCUUAAUGCAGUGAAGAAAAUCCGUAACAGGCCACGCCUAGAAGAUGAAAUUCGCCUUACAGUUCACAUUGCGGAAACGAUCUCUCGGCAACGGUACCUUGAGAAGCUAUGCGAUGCCCUGAUGGCCUAUGGUGCACCAACACAUCGGCUGGAGGAGGCGCUACGAAUGACCUCUCGUGUGUUGGAGCUUGACGCCCAGUUCCUAUAUCUUCCGGGCUGCAUGUUCGUAUCAUUUAACGAUUCGUCAACGCAUACUACCAGCUUGAAACUGCAACGUUGCGAGCAAGGCGUGGAUCUAGGGAAGCUGCAGGACGUUCAUCAGAUAUACAAGGAUGUGGUACACGAUAUGAUUGGCGUCGAGGAGGCAAUGCAGCUCCUCGAAGAAGUCAAAGCUGAGAAACCGCGAUACAACGUCCCGACAUUGAUACUUCUAUUUGGACUUGCCAGUGCUGCCGUGGGCCCCUUCGCGUUUACCGGCCGUGUGAUCGAUCUCCCUAUAUCAUUUGGCUUAGGCUGUCUGCUCGGCAUACUCAAAUAUAUCGCUGUCCCACGCUCUCGUCUAUAUGCCAACAUCUUCGAACUCACUGCCGCUCUGCUCCUCUCCUUCCUCUCUCGUGUGUUCGGCAGCAUCGUCUCUGGCCCGAAUAAUGAGCGUCUCUUCUGUUUUCCAGCGCUUGCCCAGUCUUCCAUCGCCCUCAUCCUACCGGGCUUCAUGGUCCUCUGCAGCAGUCUCGAGCUGCAAUCACAGAACAUCCUCGCAGGCUCAGUCCGCCUCGUCUACGCAAUUAUAUACUCCCUCGUUCUAGGGUUUGGGAUGAUGCUUGGUACUACCUUCUACGGCAAAAUCGACCACAACGCCAGCUCGGCAUAUACCUGUCCCAUCGGACAUGGUCGAAACGAAUACGUAUAUAAUUUCCCAGCGGUGAUCGCAUUCACCAUCUGCCUCACGGCUAUCAACCAGGCGAAGUUCAAACAGAUGCCCGUCAUGACGCUCUUCUCGUUCAUCGGGUAUCUGGUGAACUUCUUUACAAGCAAAGUGUUUCCGCACAAUCUGCAGAUAGCCAACUGCCUGGGUGCCUUCGCUAUCGGUAUCAUGGGCAAUCUCUACAGUCGGCUUGGCCAUGGUUUAGCUGCCGCCGCCAUGUUACCCGGCAUCCUAGUACAAGUCCCUUCCGGCCUAGCAGCGAGCGGGUCUCUCGUUUCAGGCCUCGCGUUCGCAAACCAGGCAACGGGGAAUUCCUCGAGCCAUCUAUCUCUGAAUGGGACAGUGGGUGCCGCCAGCACGGUGAUAGCUGGCGCUGGCGAUGGAGGUCUUCAAGACCUAGCAGCACAAAUUGGAGCGAGCAAAGUGUACGGCAACAUAGUAUUCGAUCUGGCAUAUGCGAUGGUCCAAGUUAGCAUUUCUACGACAGUGGGGCUAUUCCUUGCAGCGUUGAUUAUUUAUCCCGAGGGAAAGAGGAGAAGCGAAUUGUUUAGCUUUUGA